Spodoptera exigua (beet armyworm) is the source of this 3966-nucleotide messenger RNA. Lineage: Eukaryota; Metazoa; Arthropoda; Insecta; Lepidoptera; Noctuidae. The record is from the annotation of a GenBank genome assembly.
GUCAAAUCGCAGUUGGAUACCGGUAAAAGUGCCCGAACUUAUGCUACCUGUGAUUAUAGAUUGUUUUCAGUGAUUUGCACUAUGAAAGUCUUUGUGUCGCGAAUAGUAUUAUUCUUGAGUGCUAUUGUUCGUUCUACUCAACAGACUUGCCCCGAAGAAGUAUCGAAAGAAGGCAUCAGUGUAACGUGGCAUAAAACACCGACGGCACAUAACAUCGAGUCAGAUCCACUCUGCUACCGAGAUGAGACUUUAAUAACUAGGAAUUGUUCCAGAAAUGGCUGGGUUCCGUCACUUAAUGAUGUUGGUCCUUGCUUAAAGGUGGUCAAAUAUUUAGAUGUUAAUUCAUGUCCCCCUGGAUUUCACAAAGUAUCAGAAAAUAUAAACGAAUUUUGCUACCAAAUAGGUGAUCCUUCUGUUUGGGAUUCUCCUUGUUUUUCAAGUGGUGGAGCUUCAGUUAUAACCGAUUUAUCUGAAGAAGAAGUUCAGUUUUUACUUAAUUCUCUUAGAAGUACAAAUACAUCCAAUUAUUUCUGGCUACCAGCAGCAAGACAAAGAUUAUUUCAUCCCGUUGUGUGGACUAUUCCGGGACCUAAUUGGGGGCAACGUGUUAUACCAAGUGGCUUCUUGAAUUUAUAUACACCCUUUACAAAAAAUUGUUUACUAUUAGAUGUAGAACAUGAGGCACUUGUAACAGAUGUAUGCACCAAGAGCUAUCCUGCCUUGUGUUUUUAUAUAAAUGAUCAUUAUUAUCCCUCCAGAUGUCCCGAUGGAUAUCAGUCAUUUCGAUUUAAACAUGAUAACGGCACAUGUUUUGGCAUAGAAAAAGCAGAACCCGGAAUGUCAUUUAAUGAGUUUCUUCAAAACAAGUGCAAGACCCCUAUGGUCAAUAUUAACAGUGAGUUAAGCAGAUUUGUUUUUAAAAAAAUAUCUGAAUUAAAUAAUUUAACAAAUGAUAUGUGGUGCUGGCUUGCAACAUAUAAAGAUUCUUAUGAAAACUAUGAUGAGACAGAGUCUAUGAGUAGCAAUAAUUCUCAAAUUAUGAAGAAACUGUCACAUGAAGGUAUUGUGAACAGUGCUGGGGUUUUAGGGUUUAUCAACUCUAACGCAGCUCUGCCAUGCAUGGCGUGUGAGGUAGAAAUUGCUUAUGGAAAAACAGAAUUCAUGUUCGAAUACAAUGAAGCUCAAAAUAAAAUUUUCUUAACAGUUUACUAUCCUUCAGGAUUAUGGAAAUACGACAACACUGAUAAAGGAAUUCAAUGUUUUUCUGAUGCAAAAGGUUUCUUUAGAGUUGUGGAUGUAAAUGAUUUACCUUUUAUGGAAGCUAACUCAUCCCUUUUUUCUGAUAUAGCUAACAUUGAAAAAAUCGUAUACGUUAUCGAUCUUGUUACUGAUAGUUCCGCUCAAUAUUGGUGUGAAGGUCACACUAUUGACUUUAACUUUCUUACUACAGACAAAAUUAUUGCGAAUCCCAAGGGUAACAAAAUUCAUGUAUUUGCACUUGUGAUAAAAUAUUAUGUUUUACUCGAAAAUGUUGAAGAAAUUGUAGACCUAACCGGAUUAACAAAUAAUAUUACAGAUAUAUUUUCAGCAAAAAAAGUUUUGCUCAUGGAUGUAAUUGAUUAUUCCUUGGAUCACAUGAUAAUUUUAUUACACUUGCAUGUUGAUGUUAAUGAUAUAUAUGAAGACGAGGCGCUUAAUAUACAAGAAACAUACAAUAAUUUAACACUCAUAGCAAAAUCGGAAUUACCGAAAUAUAACUAUAUUUUUGUGAAUUUAUCGAGUUCUGCAGUUUGUUUGCCAACAACUUCAGAAAACGUCAAUGAACUGGACUGGGAAAUGACGCCUAUCGGCCACAUUUCAGCCCCUAAACAGUUUUGUUUACAAGCUAAUGGAUUACCAGUAAAAAGACAUUGCAAAGGAUCCUACGAAACAGGUGGUGUUUGGGGUGAAGUGGAAGGUUCUUGUGAUAGUACUUACGCCCCAUCUGAAGCCACGGCUUUUCUUUACAAUUUUGUAAAACGGCAGAUGCCUAAUAAAUAUGCAUCUAAGUUUCUGACUGAUGGUUUGAAUUUUGUACUCAGCGAUACUGACAUAAUAAUUCCUGCUGAUAUAUAUUAUUUAUCAAUGUCUUUACAACAUGUAUUAGAUAUUGCUGAGCAAAAUUCAACAUCAGUAGAUACUGGUGAUAUAGAAAAUAUAGCCUGGGUCAUGGAUAGAAUGAUGGUCCUCGAUUGUAAUUAUUUACGUUUAGCUCAAACACUUAAUUCAACCAAUGUUAUAUUAGAUUCUGUAAGUGAUAUUAUAGAAUUGAUAGCUCAAAGAACUUUAGUUGAUUCUGCUGAGUUAAGUAAUAUUUCAUACCAAUUUGCAUUAAAACCCCAGUUUAUAGUCCAAAUUACUUAUCCAGAAUAUAAUAACAUAACCGGUAUAGCUGUUAUCAGAAAUUCAGUUUCGGACAACUUUGCAGAUAUGGUAGUUCAACCAUUGUAUAAAAAUACUAGCAUAGAUGAUGUUCUUUCAAUAGAAAGAUUAGAAAUCGCUACAUGGUUACCUGAAAAGGUUUUAAGCACACUUCAAAAGAACACUAAUGAAAGUGAUGAAAAUACGAUGGUAGGCGUAUCUGGCUGGAAGGCGGUGCCAGCGAACCAGGCUACUUAUGCCUUACGAUCUGCACACUAUGGCCCAACAGAAGGUUUGGUGGACGAUGAUGCUCUUCCAAGAGUGACGACGGGGCUGCCACAUCACAGUAAGGCGCCUCGAGUGGUCCUUGUUCACAAGCAGUUCGUCAUCGGAACAGCGGCUGACAUGUUGCAUCUCCCGAAGAAUUACAAACUCGGUAAUAUUGUUUUUGGGGAUUAUGAGCGAGACGAAGAAGACUGUGGGUUAACGCUGCAACAAAUUAAAAUCGGUAUUAGAUGUCCGCGUGCGUAUAUAGAAAUACCUCCACAAGAUAUCACACCGCAUCCUGAGUAUACCAGAUUCGGCGUAGGCAAUAGUCUCGCUUUGAUCAAACUUAUUCGACCUUUGAAGUCUCCUGUACCAAGAGAUUUUGAUUCGGAAAGAUUAGCUAAAAAAUCUCUCAGGUUGUACACUCAUAGGGAGUGUAAACAGCAUCGAAUGAAAGCGAGACUGGGUAGUGAGGGAGUGACACACGUGUUAUGUAGCUCAGGAUGUGGCGUCCGGCCUGGUGCGACCAUCAUCAGUCACUCGUCAGAUGGACCAUUCGAGCUAAUUGGACUGGCAGCGGGUGGAGCUCCUUGCCAUCGCCGAUCCAUGCGUCGCCGCCUCAACAAUGAACCACCACUCUACAUCGACGUGUUUCCCUACAAUAAUUGGAUCAUGAAUGUUAUAACUGCUCACCAUCUUCCCAAACCAUACCCUAACAACUUUAUGUUGGCUGAUGCAGGGCCGGAAAAGCUCUACUUGUUUCGAACCACACAGGGGUUCUUCCUCAUGAGCAGCGUGCGCGGACGCAGCGACGUCGCGCAGCCUACUGGUAUUGGUAUCAAUAAAUCAUAUUUGAGAAAAAGACGUAAACAAAAGUCUGGUUGGCGCGCUCGUACAUUCAUGACUGGUAACUUUUGUUACUUGAAUACGAAAUUCCAAAAGCUAGCUUCAUAUUUCUACUCCGAGAAAUUUGAAGUAAAUGCUGAUCCUCCUGCUAAACUAAAUGUAAUACUGAAGGCGUACGCGGAUUGCUACGCGCCGGACGCUCGGGUCUGGUUCUGGUCGAGCGACGAGGUAACCUUGCUCACCGUCAGCAGACCCGCGCUUACAGUAGCUGGAGAUCAUCGUGCGAUCCCUGACGGCUACUGCAAAAUGCUGCUCGAAGCUCCGCCCACUGCAGUAGACGACACCGAGACCGGCAAACGAGCAUCAACAUACGGAUUACCUGAUUGUAAGCAAUCAGCGCCGCCCAUGGACACCCGCAACGGAGGAGUUACGAGUGCGUUACCGACCUCUUAG